This is a messenger RNA of Exophiala viscosa, 2145 nucleotides long. RefSeq lists its product as uncharacterized. The coding region runs from base 1 to 2145 and encodes 714 amino acids. Gene Ontology annotation, cellular component: cell division site. Gene Ontology annotation, biological process: negative regulation of G2/M transition of mitotic cell cycle. The transcript is spliced from 2 exons. Gene Ontology annotation, molecular function: protein binding. Lineage: Eukaryota; Fungi; Ascomycota; Eurotiomycetes; Chaetothyriales; Herpotrichiellaceae. The record is from RefSeq and is a predicted model, not a curated record.
AUGGACCGCCCGAACUACAUUGACCUUUCUGGGGACUUUACUCGCGCACCCAGUGCGCUAUCGAAAAGUGGUCACAUUUCACCCAGGAUACAACAUUUUGAUGGCGACGUUCCUCCGGCCCUCUCGCCGCUCGACGCCAUUGCUGCCAGGAGUCGGAGAUUGGCCAAAGAGUUGGAAGAGACCCGGUUAGCAGGCGAACGGCGCAUGAGCAGACUUCCACCCCAGGUCGUGACCGAUUCCCUGAUUGAACACCAGAACAACCGUCCUACAAUCUUCCGUGCCUUGUCAGAUGGCGUGGACGCUGUGCCUCCUUUGCCAACCCUGGACAAAGACUUCGCGGCCAACUUCCCUCGAGUGGCAAACCCGUCCCAGCGCCCCGAAUCCCAGCACGUCCGUAUGAGUGCUGUCUUUGGUCCCAAGGAUGGACUUAAGGGUAAGGGGCUUCCUCACGCCGAGGACUACUUCGGAGCACGUCGAGUCGAGUCACCUGCCCCUAUGGACCACAAAGAGCCUGUUUUGUCAUCGCAGAGCAUCCCAAGCCCGAUACUAGGCCAUCAUUCGGCAAUCUCGCGUCAGAUCUCCAAUGAUUCUCAGACAGAUCUAGGCUUGGCACCACCUCGCUCCUCUUUCGGCAGACUACGACCAUACCAUGACGCUUCAGAUGACGAUUAUACCAGCUCAAAUGCUGGCUCGACCUUUUCGCAGUCCAGACAGUUUUCCGCCAGCAGUGGAAUGUCAGCUCCGCAUUCGCCCAUGUCACCGUACGCCACCUCUCACAGCAGGACACCGUCCAACAUUUCACUCGGCUCUCCCUCUCGAAGUGGUUCGAUGCGUAACUUCUCGCGACCAAUGAGUUCAUCGAGCAUGAACAACCUCAAAGCCGAGCCUAGCCCUACGAAAGGUCCUUUGGCCAUACAGAUGAGUCAUCUUCGGAAUGCCAGUUCUUUUGACGACACCAAGCAUGCAGACGGAUACCUAGCUGGGGAAGCUUCUUCAUACACCCAUGCAAAAUGGAGCCUGCCACGGGGUCGGCAGGUAUCAGACCGGAAUUCAGGCGUGUUCCAGAGUCUUUCCACACCACAUUUUGAGUGGCAAGAGCCAAUGUUCCCGGGGACCCCUCCCUUAGAAGGUAAACGGAGCACUGAUCUGCCUGUGCCAUCGCCAAUAGCAUCUGCACGACCAAGCACGGAAGAGACCAGCCAAGAGAGAACAGGCUUCUCCUUUGAAUUCGACUCUGACGGAACGCUUUCUUUCAAGGAGAAGCCUAGCGCGCCAAUAGUAUCAAUAACGGCCACAGAUUCUCUGAAAUCAAAUAGCUUCUCUGACCCGCGGCCUUCGACCGGUGCACCUCCCAUCGUCGCCAUCCGACCACCACCUGCGCCACUGUCUCCGGUUGAGGAAGCAUCUCAAUCCUCACGAUCUAAUAGUACGAUCCGGCCUUCCACAGCUCGCACUGUGAGCAACUAUCAAGCCCUCUCCGCAGAUGAGCACGUCACUAAAGCGAUCGAACUUCAUGAAAGAGGGCAACUAAACGAGUCUACAUACCAUCUGAGAAAAGCGGCGCAUAAAGGUAAUUCGACGGGAAUGCUCUUGUACGCACUCGCGUGCCGUCAUGGAUGGGGUAUGCGAGCAAAUCCGAAAGAUGGUGUGCAAUGGCUACGUAAAGCUGUCGACUGUGCCAUGUUGGAAGUUGCGGAAGAUGAAGAUCCCGCCACAAGAAAACCGGGGACGGAUUUCAACGACAAAAAGACACAUCGAGCUCAGUUUGCUCUUAGUAUAUAUGAGUUGGGUGUUUCGCAUCUCAAUGGCUGGGGCAUUGAACAAGACAAAGCACUUGCCUUGAGAUGUUUUGAGAUUGCUGGAAACUGGGGCGAUACAGACGCAUUGACAGAAGCUGGCUUUUGUUAUGCUGAAGGUAUCGGAUGCAAGAAAGACAUGAAGAAGGCUGCCAAGCUGUACCGCAUGGCAGAAGCGAAGGGAGUCAGUAUGAUCGGAAACAGCUGGAUCCAUAAGGACAAAUAUAACGACACUGAUGAUGAGAGGGAAGAUCGAUCCAGGUCUUCGAGGAAGACAUCCUCGGACAAACCACGCAACAAGUCCAAGUCGCGUGGUCUCUUUGGUCGAAAAAAGUCUACUCAUGUAUAG